UAUUGUUGUUUCAGGCUUUACUCCGGCAGAAGGCAGAUUGGGCCUUCGUGCUACCAAAGGUCACGUGGAGGAGGCGAUCGCCCACAUUGAGAAGCGCAGACAAGAACUGAAGGCAGCUCGUGAGAGGGACGGCCUUGAACGUGAGAGUCGUAAGAUGGGCAAAUGCGCGGACGGGCAGCAGUGGGUGAGCGAGGUGGUGGUGUCGCAGCUGGUGGGCAUGGGCUUCCAGAGGGAGUUGGCCGUCGAGGCGGCAAGAAACAGCAAUAAUGUUAUCCAGGAGGCCAUCACGCUCAUCAACGAGCAGCCACAUGUGCUCACGCAACAGCUCAUGCGCACACUGUUGCACAAGAUAACUGAUCUGGUUUUCUAUCGACAAUGGCUAAGCUUGCUCUGAGAAAAAACAAUUUCAAUGUGGAG
Molecule: messenger RNA, 417 nt
Organism: Nilaparvata lugens (brown planthopper)
Lineage: Eukaryota; Metazoa; Arthropoda; Insecta; Hemiptera; Delphacidae
Product: NEDD8 ultimate buster 1-like
Exons: 3
Biological process (GO): regulation of ubiquitin-dependent protein catabolic process
Molecular function (GO): protein binding
Source: RefSeq, a predicted model, not a curated record